Oikopleura dioica is the source of this 453-nucleotide messenger RNA. The record is from the annotation of a GenBank genome assembly. Lineage: Eukaryota; Metazoa; Chordata; Appendicularia; Copelata; Oikopleuridae.
AUGAAUGAGGACGAAAUAGGAUUCGAGUUCAAAGACUGCAAAACAGUUUGUCAAGAAGACGGCUGCAACGACUCAAGAACGAACGUAGAAGUCCUAUCAGAAUAUUCAACCGGAACUGUCAAAUCCUGCAGAACCUGUAGUGAAACAAAAAUCGGCGCAUACAACGACCUUGAGUGCGAAAAUGAAGAAACCAUUGAUUGUCCCGCAUAUGCCGAUACGAGCUGUUUUACUGCAGCAUACACACGCGAGUUCGAUGGGACAUAUUCUCAUCAGCUAAACAAAGGUUGCUCAAGCUUCAAGAGCAACUUUGAAGACAGUCCAACAUGCUUUGAAAUUAACCACAAUGGGUAUGAAAAUUAUCGCGAAGAAACCUGCAAGGAAAGUUGUACAGAAGACAACUGCAAUGAGGCCAUUUCACUUAGACCUUGCUUAGACAACCAGAUUUGCCCGUAA